GAUCAUUUGACUUGGCUGUGGAAUCACCAGAAUUAUACAGUUUAUAUUUUUACAGCUCAUAAGCAUUUGUUUCAUUCUUCCAAGAACAGUGGAGACGCUGCACAAAAUAACCCCAGUGUUGCUGCCCCAGUCCCGGAUGGCAUGCACUGUCUCCACACGUUCCUCCCUGUGGCGUGCUCAUGCAUGAGGAAGGGCGGCGAGGGACGGCAACAGUGGAUCUCUUGAGCUUUUCCUUGCCUGUGUCCUCGUGGUCAGCUCAUCCUGGGAAAUAGCAUGAGGAAGAAAGGCUGUGAUAAGGUCCCAGAGCCAUGCAUGUUUCUUCAAACACCACUGUUUUCUUCUUGAACUUGGCACCUUCUGGAUGGGACAGAAGACAUGGCCUCUCAGGGCUGUCAGCCUUCCUGCUUGCACGGCUGCAUACAUAACACACUUACCUGUGUUCACUCUGAGUCUCACUGGGCUCCACACAUCGAGGGGCCACCCCCAGAGUUCUGUGCUCCUGGGCUCACAAGGAACCCCAGCGGGCACCAUGACACCCAGCCUGCCCACUCCUCUGCUUGACGGGCGUGCUGCCCUGUCCCAGCACACUCCACACUCAAAGCACAAGGUCAGGGGUUAAGUUAGUGACGACUCCUGACAGCUGGUGCAGAGCAGUAGCCCACGAAGACCCUUCUGAGCCUGGGAUCCCGUGAGGCUGCUGUGCCUGUAGUCCAGGCUCUCAGACACUUCCGCUGCCCUGUGAGCCUGCAGACUGGGGUCACGGGUGUCUCUGUCUGAUUUACCAUCUGCAGGCUUAGAGGAGAUGAGCUGGGCAUGGCCUGCACUGGCAGCCCCAGUCCAGACUUGUGGUGCAAGAGUGCUCGGCUCCCCAGGCGCCAAAGGCAGUUGUCCGUGCUGGGGGGAAGCCUGGUUUGCAGAUGGCUUCUGGGCUGUCGGCACCAGGCCUGUUCAUCAGCUACAGGUGUGUGUGGGUUUCUUCGGUCUGCGGAUCCACCCCCUGCAGAAGGCCUAUUCCUAGCUCAGAAAGAGACCUGCGCAAGAACAUUUUUGCAAAAGACUCCGAGUUCAGAACUUGAGAUUUGUACCUUGAGUUGUGGUGUUCCCACCUCCCACCCCAUUGUCGUCUUGAUUCGUCUCAGGAGCAUUAAUUGCCUGCCAGGGGAACACUUGUAAACCUGCUGUCAGGAGUCAGAUUCCGGAAUGUUCCGUCAUCAGGGCUCAGUACUCGAUGUUCUGAAGGGGUAGGUGAUGGCACUUCUCAAACUUCAGCGUGCACAGAAGCCGCCUCCGGUCCCAGAAAUGUCGGUUCUGGUGGCUUCCGUGGGCUUCCCGGGAGGGGGCUGCAUGUGGCGUCAGCCCUGUUUUGAGAAGCCAUCUCUGGCGUCUCACGCUCCGUGAUCUACGGAAGGGAAGACCCUGAGAGCCUGCCGCAGUGUCAUUGCUGGGGAGGAGACGCACACCGCUGGAUUUGUCCACAGCAAAGCGGAAGUUUGCAGAUUCCUUAAAUGAAUUCAAGUUUCAGUGCAUAGGAGACGCGGAAACAGAUGACGAGAUGUGUAUAGCAAGGUCUUUGCAGGAGUUUGCCACUGUCCUCAGGAACCUGGAAGAUGAGCGGAUACGGAUGAUUGAGAACGCCAGCGAGGUGCUCAUCACGCCCUUGGAGAAGUUCCGGAAGGAGCAGAUCGGGGCUGCCAAGGAAGCCAAAAAGAAGUAUGACAAAGAGACCGAGAAGUAUUGUGGCGUCUUAGAAAAACACUUGAAUUUGUCUUCCAAAAAGAAAGAAUCGCAGCUUCAGGAGGCAGACAGCCAAGUGGACCUGGUCCGGCAGCAUUUCUACGAGGUGUCGCUGGAGUACGUCUUCAAGGUGCAGGAAGUGCAGGAGCGCAAGAUGUUUGAGUUCGUGGAGCCUCUGCUGGCCUUCCUGCAGGGCCUCUUCACUUUCUAUCACCAUGGUUACGAGCUGGCCAAGGAUUUUGGCGACUUCAAGACACAGCUGACCAUCAGCAUACAGAAUACAAGAAAUCGCUUUGAAGGCACCAGGUCAGAAGUGGAGUCCCUGAUGAGGAAGAUGAAGGAGAAUCCCCUUGAACACAAGACCAUCAGCCCGUACACCAUGGAAGGGUACCUCUACGUGCAGGAGAAACGUCACUUUGGAACUUCCUGGGUGAAGCACUACUGUACAUAUCAGCGGGAUUCCAAGCAGAUCAGCAUGGUGCCGUUUGACCAGAAGUCAGGAGGAAAGGGGGGAGAAGAUGAAACAAUCACCCUGAAGUCCUGCACGCGGCGCAAAACAGAUUCCAUCGAGAAGAGGUUUUGCUUUGACGUGGAAGCUGUAGACCGGCCAGGGGUUAUCACCAUGCAGGCAUUGUCGGAAGAGGACCGGAGGCUCUGGAUGGAAGCCAUGGAUGGCCGGGAACCCGUCUACAACUCGAACAAAGACAAUCAGAACGAAGGGACUGCGCAGUUGGACAGCAUUGGCUUCAGCAUCAUCAGGAAGUGCAUCCAUGCUGUGGAAACCAGAGGGAUCAAUGAGCAAGGGCUCUACCGAAUCGUGGGGGUCAACUCCAGAGUGCAGAAGUUGCUUAGUGUCCUGAUGGACCCCAAAACAGCUGCAGAGACGGAAACAGAUAUCUGCGCCGAGUGGGAGAUUAAGACCAUCACCAGUGCUCUGAAGACUUACCUGAGGAUGCUUCCAGGGCCGCUCAUGAUGUACCAGUUUCAAAGAAGUUUCAUCAAAGCAGCAAAGCUGGAGAACCAGGAGACUCGGGUCUCUGAAAUCCACAGCCUGGUUCAUCGGCUCCCAGAGAAAAAUCGGCAGAUGUUACAGCUGCUCAUGAACCACUUGGCCAAUGUUGCUAACAACCACAAGCAGAACUUGAUGACCGUGGCCAACCUUGGCGUGGUGUUUGGACCCACCCUUUUGCGGCCUCAGGAAGAGACCGUAGCCGCCAUCAUGGAUAUCAAAUUUCAGAAUAUUGUCAUCGAGAUCUUAAUAGAAAACCAUGAAAAGAUCUUCAACACUGUGCCCGAUGCGCCGCUCACCGGCACCCAGCUGCACCUGUCGCGGAAGAAGAGCGGUGAUGCCAAGCCCCCGUCCUGCAGCGAGAGACCCCUGACGCUCUUCCACGCCGUGCAGGCGACAGAGAAACAGGAGCAAAGGAACAGCAUCCUCAACUCCAGUUUGGAAUCUGUCUCAUCGAACCCAAACAGCAUUCUGAAUUCCAGUAGCAGCCUGCAGCCCAACACAAACUCCAGCGACCUAGACCUGGAUGUGGUCAAGCCUGCUCGGCCCAACUCACUCCCCCCGAAUCCAAGCCCAACAUCACCCCUCUCGCCAUCUUGGCCCAUGUUCUCGGCGCCCUCCAGCCCUAUGCCCACCUCAUCCACGUCCAGCGACUCAUCCCCCGCCAGGUCUGUUGCAGGGUUUGUUUGGUUUUCUGUUGCUGCUGCCGUUCUCUCAUUGGCUUGGUCCUCUCUUCAUGCAGUGUUCAGCCUCCUCGUCAACUUUGUUCCCUGCCAUCCAAACCUGCACUUGCUUUUUGACAGGCCAGAAGAAGCAGUUCGCGAAGACUUCAGCACACCGUUCCGGAAGGCAAAAGCCUUGUACGCCUGCAAAGCUGAACACGACUCGGAGCUCUCGUUCGCAGCAGGCACAGUCUUCGAUAAUGUUCAUCCGUCUCAGGAGCCUGGCUGGCUGGAGGGGACUCUGAACGGGAAGACUGGCCUCAUCCCCGAAAACUACGUGGAGUUCCUCUAAGCCUGGGCCCCAGCACAACUGCUGAGCUUUACAUGGUAUCCAUGACAACCGCUGACACCAGUGUCGUAGGCCAUUUCUGUUUGCCACUGAGAAUUGCAGGGGACCGACUGUUGCUACCUGUCGCCACGAAUGUUCCUGUGAACUCUCACGUCUCCCAUCUCCGCCGUCAUCUCAGCUGACAGUGAUACCGCAAGAAGCAGAAGUCAAUCAGCAGAGGCCGUUUGCUUUGGAUGACAGGGAGGAAGGCUUGCCAAGCCAGUUUCUCAUGGGUGCCCUAAACAGGGAGCGCUCAUUUUUGUCUCAAGUGUCAUCCACACCCCCAUCCUCCUGAAACAGGAAGUGAGCUAUCAGGAGCCCCCAAGAGCACAUAGCAUAGCGAAAGCCAGCCAGCCUAGGCAGAGAAACUGGCACUGAGGUCCGGGCUGGGCCCGUCGCUUUUGUUUACAGGAGGCUCUCCCUCUUCCUUUGAAUACUUGAGACCCACAGUGCCGCAGGCAGCUGGGUCUGUCUGCAUGCCGGGCGGAGAGGGGCGAUGGCACUGUUUAUGUAAGACCCAAUCUUUCAGCAUCUCUAAAGCAGCCACUGGGCCAUCAGCAGCACAAUUCAGUUCUUGCCUCUCAUGCAAGGGAACACGCUCACCCCACGUUACCCACUCCCGAGCUAGGAACUUCCUGGCCACCACGGGCCACCAUCAUCUGGUAACCACGGCAACCCAGCCUACUCAUAAACCAACCUCCAGAAAAUAACAUACUCUCUUUGCAUGACACAUUUUUCCCCCCUACUUCCUUCUCGAUUGAUUUUUGAAUGGUUUUCCAAGAACUUGAAGGAAAGGAUGGCAGAGUGAAGGUGGUCUGCUUAGGACAGACAGGAUAGCAGCUGGAAACAGUUCCUUUUCUGCUGAAUUUCAAUCACAUUUAAAAUAUAUUCGGAGCAAAACCUAGUAAGCUCUUGAGAUUCAAUUACAUAGAAGCCUCGUAUCUCUAUUCCUCCAUGCCACUGGUGUUUGCUUUCUAGAGGAGAAGGUGCUACCUCCCAGUGGGUGGCAGCGUCCAAGGAUGGGUCCCUCAUGUCCUCCAUUCACUCGCCCCUGCCCCGCCCGCCUCUAGCCCAUCACUCACCAGCCCUCUUGCAGUGCUCUGGGCCCUUGGGCACUGGUGCCCUUUGGUUUUUAGCCAUGCUUUCUGGGUCACCCUGGGACUUACAGUUUCAAAGGAGAAUCUGCAUUCACUGCCACUCAGAAGGGACUUGUUUCCUGGGACUCAUGCACGAGGCUGAGGUCAUAGGCACUGUGAUUCAGGAAGACACCACCAGUGCAGGGCAGGGAGGAUGAGCUGGAUAUCUUACGAGAAACAAAGUUGCCUGGUCCAAAGAGGCAGGGCCUUUGGAAGACCGCCUUGGAUGGGGAGGUCCCCCUGGAUAUUUCGCAUUCACAAAGUCCCAAAGAACAGAGUCCCCGUGUCUUCCACAUGGGAAAGCCGUGGCGGGCAUGGCUCUGGACAGACAAGCUCCAACCUGAAGGACGAUCCAGCUCUGCCCGAGCCCUGCGGACGGCAGCAUCGCUCUGGACAGUGUCCCCUGCUUCUGGAAUUCCUUGUUAGGGAACUUUAAAGAAGGAAAGAAAAACUUGAAUAGUGUUGACUUACUGUAUCUUUUACUUUUUUUUUUUUAAAGAUAAAUUUGUAAAUAGAGUGAUUUGAAAUACUAUAUGGCAAAGUUUUAUAUUUGAUACUCUUUAAGCUAGUUGCUACCCACAUGUAGGCUUUGAUGGCUGAACAAGUGUGGUUGAGAGGGAAGGAAAGGAGGCCGGGGGAAGGGUACCCGGAUUGGUGUGCCCCUCUGGCCAGGCAGAAGGAGACCCACCCCACCACCCGCUCUCUCUUGGUUCCCCUUGGAGGGCCUGACAAUUGGUGGUGUUCCGUCUUCUUUAUCCACCUGUGUUGUCAGCAUUCCUCGGGGUCUGGAUUUGGAGAUGGAAAGGGCAUCUUCAGGCAGUGAGUUUUUCAAAGAAUGCCUACUUAGUCGUCAGACAAAGCUCAGGAUUUAAAUAGGUGGGGCCAGAGAGUAGAUUUUUUCUGGUUUUUCUUCUCAGGUGUAUUUCUUGCUACCCCCCAAGAUAUCAGGACAGAGGAGGUGGAAUAACUGCUGUGUUCCCUUCUUCUGACAUCUAGGGCUUUACAAAUGAGGCUAAGCUAGCUUGCAAUGCUGUACACAUCUAAGUUCUAAAACACGACUGGUUUCUUGGAAUCCUGAGCUCUGGGUAUGUGGCUGCUUGCCUUUCCCUCGGCAUGUAUGUGUUCUUUCCUUUCACCUCCAGAUUCCGUGUACCCCCCAGAUAGGAGUGUAGACUGUGGUGGUGGAGUGUAGACUGUGCAUUCAAGCUUCAGAGCUCGCAGGGUUUCAAUGCUGCGGUUCACUAUGCAGUGGAUCAGCUCGAGGUCAUACAGAAGCUCUCCCGGAACUCACCCGGGAGAAAGCAAGCCCCCACCGUGGAUUCAGGGAAUAAGACUUAAGAAUGGACAAGGCUAAAAUCUGUCACUAAGAGCCCAAGAGGAAAGUACUAACAGACUACUUGCUGCUCUCAGAUCCAGGGAUGAGAAGUUGGGAAGUGGGGACUCCCCGUGGGACAAGCACACUCACACACGUGCCAAAGGAAAGGAGGCCAGCAUACUGACUUUAGUGCACUGGACAAUUUGAAUUGUCCCCUGGCCUCUUGAGCUCUUACCUGGAUUUAAUAUGGAGGAGCAGAAGCCAGAGUCCCCACUUCAGGACCUCCUCAUUGAAGCAGACCUGUAGACACUUGGCCCCAGCUGGAGUGCGUGGAAGCCUGUCCCUCCCUCCUGAGUGGCCUUGAUGGCAUCUGCUGCAUAAGACCCCUUCCUCGCUUCCUGCAGCCAUACCGGGCUGGUGGCAGGUGGUUGCUCUGGUUCCCUUUGUCCCACCAGGCUCUCCUCCUCCCCAUUGGCUACAGAACUAUAGGAACUGUUCAAUGUGAGCCAACAAGUAGGAAGGAACUUGAAGAGUGAAAACAGAUUGGGCUUUCUUCACCAUCCAUGGUUGCUACCCCUAACUCUGUCUUUGUAGGGAUAAUAGCAGGGACCAUGACGGCAGACCAGGGGGAUAGAUCAGGUAUCGCUGAGCUUUCUUUGGGGGCUGUGGAGAUUGCUCACUCACUUACUCCUCCAGGUAUCCAGGAUUUCCUAGCCAGGGAAUGCUGAGCCACGAGGAGAUAACUCGUUCCAAGUCCUUGCCCCCAAGCAAGUAGAGUGCUGGUUUGCUCUUGGUGGAGAAUACUGCGUUCUGUUUUUCAAAAUAAACUCAUUGAGAUGAGUCCUGGACAGUGCAAGCUUCCUUGGUAUAGAAUGGAAGCCAGGUUCUAGCUCAGUGCAGAUGGUAUUUCUACAGCCAAUAUGUGUCCUCUGAGCAUUAGACCCAACGGCUUGUUUUCAACCUAACUUCAGCUUGUCCCUUCUUGCUGAGUGGCUUUUGGACAGAGGCAAAGACAAAGAGAAAAUGAGCAAUGAAGUGGCAGAUUGGCAUUGGGGCUGAGCCGUGCUGGUGAUGCGGUCAUCUUGGGCGUUAGUCCAGGACGCCCUAGCGAGGGGAGGCCUUCUGCUCACUGAGUGUGUGCCUCAACAGCAGCAUCCCCAGGCGUGCUGAACGGGCUCCCUUGACUGCAGGGACUGUGGAGGCACCAUGAUUGGGGGCUGCAGAGACAAAAGCAGCCAAAUGUCGCUGUUUGCUCACUCAUGACUGUCUGCGGGCACCUUUAAUCUGCUGACUUUUGCUUCCAAAAGCAGUAUUACCAAACUUUGUAGCUAGGGGACUCCCAGGUACAGCAGUGGUCACUGUGUCACCCAUACUCUGCCCUGGUUAUGAGUGACAUGUCAUCCAAGUAAGUUGCCAGCGCUGGAGCAGCCCCUUAGCUCCCUGACUUUGAAAGGAAUGUCCCAGGUGUUCUGUCUAGGGCGCUGUCUCUCUUCUGGCAAACUUGACCAUGAUCAAUUACCGUGACAACCCUGCCCCUCUUCUCUUUCAAGUUAGCCCAGAGUCUGCUCACACACCCUGUGCUGGUGUUUGAAAAAUGUGUCUGGUCGUGUUCACAUGUGCUUGGCAGCCAUGCUGAUGUGCUGGGUACCGAACCACUUCUCUGUAAUUGUGACAUCAAAAUGACAACAGCAGGGCAGUGAAGGUUACGGGGUCCUGCAGCGUGGCUGAGACAAGACUCCAACAGGUGAUAACUAGCCUCUUCCUUUGGCCACCUACAGUACUUUUCUAACUAAAGAGCUUCCCAAAGCAGAGGGAGAGGCUGUAGAGAGCAUCUGAUGGCAUCCAGAGCCAGCCAUUGCUGAAGUCUCAUCUAAGGGCAGCGCCUCUGUGCCUGGGCAGAAGGAUAGUGAUUGAUACCAGAAGCAGCGAGGAGGAACAAGGUGCAUCACACUGAGGAACUGGGCUGGGCUUGGGAUUUUUAGAGGAAUAAAUACUGUUCAUCAUAGCGAGAAAAAAACUAUCCCAAGAAAGUUUCACAAGGAAUGUUUUUACAAAAGUUUUUGCAGGAUGUUACAAAUGAAAAUAUCUUUUAAGGUGGAAUGUCUCAGAGAGCAAACACAGUACCAGUCCCAGGCCCAUGGCAAAGUAGCAAUUGCUGCCAUAUCAAAAUUCAUGGCACUGGAGUCAGGGAGAACCAGGAUACUGCUAACCAAAAUGUCAUGAUUACUUGGAGCAUUCCCAGAGAGGCUAAGACAUUCGAUGCCAUUCUGCCUCGACCAUUUCUACAGAGUUGUUCACACGGACACCUUCAAGCUGCUUUCUUGGGUAUCCAGAUGCCAGGAUCAACCUUGCAUCUGUGAAAACAUCCGUCUGAUGAUUCUACAGAAUAUGUGUUCAUAUGUGUGUGUUGUGUGUGUGUGUGUGUGUAUGUGUGCAGCACAUAAUCACUAGGUGAAGGUGCAGGCUCUCUCACAGCCACCCACGUGAGCUGGAAAUUGCUGAGCCUGUCCAACCUUGAGAAUCUGGAGUUUCAGAAUUAGAGAAAAGGAAAGGCUGUUGGUUGAAUUUUAUUCAUAUUUAUCCAAUGGUUCCUAUCUGCAGCAGCUAUGUUCCUUAUUAACUUAUUUUUAAAAAGAUGUUGGGAAAAAAAAAGAUGAAACCCAUAAAUGCUUAGUAGUCAAUGCUAGGCCAGUGUUCCAAAGCACUCUAAAAGACAUCUUGUCCAUGUUUUGGCUAAAGAAAAUAUUUGCAUGUUUAAUUCAUAAUUGAGGCUACCUUUGAGUAUACCGUAAAGUGCUGUGUAAUAUAAUAUCAAUAAAGUACUUAUAAAAUGGCACUUUAAUGUUUUCUUUUUAAAAGACAUAAAUAAUGCACUGUUUUAGAUGUCGGCUGAGUAUUGAGUAUUGACUGGUACAUAGAAUCCAAUUCUGUAAUUAAAAAAUCACCUGUGGCUAGAAUAGAACUUUACCCCUAUUAUUAGAAAAACAGUUUUCCAUGUUCAGGCUUUUUAAAAACUGUGCUUUUGUGUCUCUAAGUAUAUCUAUAAAGAAAAUACAGUUUCUGUCAAAUGGCCUCUGAAACUUGGCUUUCUCACACUUGGUUGGUUUCUGUGACAAUCUAUGAACAUGAAACGAGUGGAAGUAUGAUUUUUGAAUUAAAUGACUUUCCAUUUGGUGGUA
Molecule: messenger RNA, 9423 nt
Organism: Oryctolagus cuniculus (rabbit)
Lineage: Eukaryota; Metazoa; Chordata; Mammalia; Lagomorpha; Leporidae
Source: RefSeq, a predicted model, not a curated record